Molecule: messenger RNA, 990 nt
Organism: Megalops cyprinoides (Indo-Pacific tarpon)
Lineage: Eukaryota; Metazoa; Chordata; Actinopteri; Elopiformes; Megalopidae
Product: odorant receptor 131-2-like
Exons: 1
Coding region: 1-990 (329 amino acids)
Biological process (GO): G protein-coupled receptor signaling pathway
Cellular component (GO): membrane
Molecular function (GO): G protein-coupled receptor activity
Source: RefSeq, a predicted model, not a curated record
AUGGCACAAUCUACCAACCUGAGCAAUAUUCCUGCACCCCUCCUCUCCAGACCUUGGAAUGAGAAGAUUGUGCUGGUGCAGGUGUUGGUGGGAAUUUUCCUCUACGUGAACUGCCUCAUGAUAUGCACCUUCUUCAAAAAGGAGGCCUUUCGAACUGACACUCGCUACAUUUUGUUUGCACAGACAUUGAUCACAGACUCUGCCCUCAUGGUGGUUACAGAUGUGGCCUUUUGUGGGAAUUACUUCCAGAUCCCAGUACACUGUAUUCCCUGUGUGAUAAUGUGCACCAUCUUGACCUGGCUCACGUUCGGCACACCUCUGACCCUGGUGGCAAUGUGCCUGGAACGCUAUGUGGCCAUCUGCAUGCCUCUGAGACACGCCAGCAUCUCCACCACUAGAACCAGGCUGCUAGGCCUUGUCCUCAUCUGGUGUCUCGCGGGAAUACCGUCCUUAAUUGGUUUAAUUAUGUUUGCUGCCUCUGUUCCUCUCAAAGCUUUCAGCUCGUACUUCAUCUGUAGUGUGGAGAUGAUGGUCAUACACAAUUGGCAGGGACAUUUCAGAGGUGCAUUAUAUCAGUUUUACUUCUUUGUCAUGUUGGUUAUCAUAGGCUUCACCUAUGUUAAAAUCAUGGCAGCUGCCAGAGGAGCAUCAAGCAACAAGAAAUCUGCCUCCAAGGGUCUCAGGACUGUGGUUCUUCAUGCUUUUCAGUUGCUCCUCUGUUUGAUUCAACUGUGGAGCCCUUAUGUAGAGAUGGCUAUUAUGAAUAUUAAUUUUAUGCUGUUUAUUAAUGUGAGAUACUCCAAUUUCAUUGUCUUUAUGCUAGCACCACGUUGUCUGAGCCCACUGAUUUAUGGUUUACGGGAUGAAAAGUUUUUUGUGGUUCUGAGAUACUAUGCAGUUUUUGGUUUAAAUAAAAAAGAUUUCUAUUUGUGCAAAUUUUAUCCAUAUCAUCUUAAACAUGAAAAAACCUGGCCUCUGAAUGGGAAAUAA